Scatophagus argus is the source of this 6341-nucleotide messenger RNA. RefSeq names its product family with sequence similarity 78 member Ab (gene fam78ab). Lineage: Eukaryota; Metazoa; Chordata; Actinopteri; Scatophagidae. The coding region runs from base 782 to 1633 and encodes 283 amino acids. The transcript is spliced from 2 exons. The record is from RefSeq and is a predicted model, not a curated record.
UUUUUUUUUGUUGCAUGUUGUUUUUUGUCGGCUAAAAAUAGACCAGAAUUUCAAUUGCAAUUGAACCGCAUGAGCCAUUAAUCCGCACGUGUAAAAGGGUUCAGUAUACGGAUUUUUAAAUCGUUAAAUUACACUUUUUUUAUGAUGAGGGAUUAAAUGGACACCAGGCUCACCCACAGCGUGAGCGUCACCACUGAGCUGCCGGUUGUCGUUUGUAACUGUGUGAACUCUCCAGCACAUUUUUUUUUAAAAUUUAUUUAUUAGGAUUCUUGUAACCAGCUGCGCACCGAGCUUUAGCUGCUGGACAGUUCAGGGAUUAUCUGUUAACGACCUAAAGAAUCACACAAAAGAGAAUCCGACGCCAAGAUGUAACACUGUUGAUUAUUUAGUUCAAUCAACUUGAACCUUUUACGCGCACCUUUCCGGUGGAUGCAUGUUGCCAGAGGAUCACGUCCUUUUGUGAUAAAGCACAUUUAGGAGGCGACGUGACUUGUAACUUGACAGCAUGAAAACAUCGGUGCACGGAUAAAGAAAGUAGCUACCAGCGCUUGUUUGGUGAAGUUGCGUUGACGCACCGGAAAGCAUGCGCUCCACAAAUGUGAAGAUUUUCUAGGCCUGUCUUCUUUUUCUCCUUCUUCUCCUCCGAAAGUAAUUUUGGAUCAAAGAUGCAUGUUUUCGUGAGACAUUUUGUUGUAAAUGUACGCUUUUUAAUCUGGUAAGAUACUUUUUUGGUGGAUGAACGUGAUGUGGAUCCCACUGUGGUGAUUUUCUUGCUGUGUCCAUGCGUCUUUCUUCUCCUCCAGACUUCUGGACGUUGUUGUGGACUGUGUUGCUAUUUAAUGCAAUGGGCUGUAUCCAGAGUAUCAGGUGUAAGCCCAAGAGUUUCCGAGACAGUAUCAUCGUCCUGGAGGUGAGCAGUUCCAUCGACCCCAACCCCACCAGCAUCGACGAAUCAUCCAGCGUGGUCCUGCGUUACCGGACACCUCACUUCCGAGCUUGUGCCCGGGUCAUGGUGCCACCAGUAGCCGCCAAAGAGACAUGGACUAUCGGCUGGAUUCAAGCUUGUAACCACAUGGAGUUCUACAACACUUAUGGAAACAAAGGAAUGUCGAGUUGGGAGCUCCCUGACCUGCGUGAUGGCAAGAUCCAGGCCAUCAGCGACUCGGAUGGGGUGAACUACCCGUGGUAUGGCAACACCACAGAGACCUGCACCGUCGUAGGCCCCACAAAGAAGGACAGCAAGUUCACCGUUAGUAUGAAUGACAAUUUCUACCCCAGUGUGACCUGGGGCGUGCCGGUCAGUGACAGCAAUGUGCCUCAGCUUAGCAGCAUCUACCGUGACCAGAGCUUUACAACUUGGCUGGUAGCCAUCAACCAGUCCACUUCAGAGACCCUCGUACUGCAGACAAUCCACUGGAGGAUGCGGCUUCACAUCCGAGUUGACCCAGAGAAGCCCCUGGGUCAAAGGGCCAUUCUGAACGAGCCCGUGGCCCAGGAACAGCCCCAGAUCCUGGGCAAGAAUGAGCCCAUCCCCAGUAAUGCCAUGGUCAAGCCCAACGCCAACGACGCCCAGGUGCUGAUGUGGCGGCCAAAGAAUGGUGACCCUGUGGUGGUCAUCCCACCCAAAUACUGACCUGUUUCACUGACCAGACUUGCCUUGGAUACCUUAACAGUAUCAUCUCUUAUUUGUUCUCCUUCUUUUGUUCCUGCUCGUCACCAGCUCUCACCGCUUACCCCUUUCCCUGUUUUUUUUCCCCGCCUCUAUACUCUUCUCUGAUAUAUAUAUAUAUAUAUAUAUAUAUAUAUAUAUAUAUAUAUAUAUAUAUUUUAAAAAAAAAAAAGAACAGAGGAAAAAAAGACAGAGACAAUGAAACCAGCUGAGAAAAAAGGCCAGCUGUUGCUUGGAGUCAGGGGCUUGAACUUAAAACUGGAGUGAACAAACUGCAACCAUUCUACCUGCAAAUUGGGUCGAGUUACACUGUGCUAAAUCAGAUCACUGCAAAAAUGAAAGACUGGAGAAUUUCUUUGUUUUUUUUAUUUUAAUUUUAUACUUAGGCUGUUUGGGCCAAGUUACCAUGGGGUUUGUGAGUGUGGCUGGAUUUAAGUAUUUCCAUGACCAUGUUUGUGCACGUGCUACAUACAUGAAUAUGCACAAACCUUGUGUAUGAAUACCAGUUGUGUUUUUAUUUAUGGGCUGGGAGAGAGUGCAUUCAGUUUUGCUUGUUGUUGUUGUUGUUGUUGUGUGCGUCACAUGACGAACUGAACUGGGUGUCAUACUUGAUUUUAGUACUUUUUUAAAAACAUGCAAUCCAUGCUGCCUUAAGUUUACGUCGCUUCCCACUGCAAACAUUUUAGCCUUAACCUAAGUGCAAUGCAGUAUUUUGCUCAUUUGUCCUGACUCUUCCAGACUGCUGGUGCUGGCAUGUGUGGGUUUAGGGGAGGAACGAUACCGCAGAAGACCCAGGUUCUGCAGCUUUUGGUUCAGUCGCAUUUACCUGACAGAUGUAUUGUCUCACGAGUGCAACCAGCAUUAUGCAUAGACACAGUUAUACAACCAAGCUAACAGGUUGUGUUUCAAGUGUGUUAUGCAAUAGAGGAGAUGCUCUGCAUUGAUGGAUAAACAGAGAGCAUCAGCAAAGCCAACUCUUGUCAAUAGCACUCAAUACAAUAAUGUGCAAUAACAACUUGUGCAAAAAGUAUUCAAAAGCACUCCUCAAUAACCUCAUUUCAUUCACUUUAGUCUGUGUAGUGGCAGUUGCAGCAUUCAACAAUGAAACGUUUUCCUUUCCCUCUAUCACUCCAUCUCAGGGCCCCCUUUUUCACCUCCUUUCCUUCUAUUUUUUCAUCCACCCUGUUCGGCAUCCUCUUUCUAGCUACAGUGAAUAACUAAGUGUUUGCAUUGCUCAUGUUGAACAAUCAGUACUUUCAUUAAUAAGGAGUCACACAUAGGGUAGAUAACUCAUAAUACCUGGAAAAUAAAAGCAGCAGCAUCCUCUUAUGCACAUUGUGCAACAUCCUUCUUACUGCUAUUAAAAUCCAAAUAUGUCUGCCUCAUUGUUGGACACCUGUAAUCCUCAUCUACACCAAUGUUCUUCCUCCCCCUUUUCUUUCUCUCGUUUGUAACUGUUGUGGAGGCUGAAAAGCAGAGCAUGAAGCAUGCAAGUUUGAUCCUGACUGCUCGGACGGCAUAUCGAUGACCCACUUCUCUGCUUUGCCAGUUGUUGCUCUCGCUGCAGAAAUGUGAGGCUUGUCUCUCUUUAUUUUACUGCCAGGAAACGCACAGCACAGACGCACAAACGAGCAGCUGUGGUCAGCUAAAUACCAAUGCUAGAUGAAAUGAUGAUUAACCUUCAAGAAGGGCGUCAAAUUUGAACUCUUUUAAAAUCGGAGAGAAAGGAUGAAUUUGGCCUCAGGGCUUUUUAUCAUCUUAUCAUGGGAAGCCAGAUUUAUAAAGUAUAAAAAGGAAAGUUAUUUCUGUACACAUACUAUAUUAUCCACGAAUGAGUUCUAAGAGCUUGUUCCAUUAAUGGCCAGUUAUUCACUUUAAGAUGUUAGAAACAUCUUGCAAGUUCCUUGUACCCAACAAGCCCCUGUGAUUUGACUCCCACCAAAGAAAUAAUUUGCAUGCAAGUCUGAUAUGCUGAUGUAUUUCACAAAGAUCAGUAAGUUGCUGCUGUUUCAGUGCCCAAGCAUCUCCUUACUAUUGACUGUCAUCCAUCAAACAUGGUUCAGACCUUUUGUUUGUGUGUUCUUAAGAUAUUUUGUCUAUUCUACCGUAACAAAACAGAAUUACUUUAUGAUUAAAACAGUUGUACUUGGAUUUUUCUAUUAUGAAAGAGUUCCGCAUUUUGGGAAGUUGGCCUACUUGCUUUUUAUUUUUUUGCUGAGAAAUAGAGAAGAUCAAUAUCAUGUCUGUGGGCUACGUGAAAUAUUAGGCUACAGUCAGCAGUCAGCCUAUCAAGACUGGAAAAAGCUAGCUUAGCUCUGUCCAAAAGAAACAAAAUAUGCCAACCAGCAACUUAACAGCUCACUAAUUAAAAUUCAUUGGUUCAAUACAUACAAAAUCCAAAGUUUAAAAGUUACAACAGAAUUUACAGUAUUUUUGCUAAGCUAACCUAAGCUAAUCUCCCGGCUUUAGCUUCAUAUUUAGCACAUAGGUAUGAGAUAUCCAGUCUUCUUAUUUAGCUUUCGGCAAGAAAGCAAGCACUUGCCCAAAUUGUCUGAACAUUUCUUUAAUCACCAGUGAAAUGGUUUCCAGUGUAAAUCCAAUAACAUGAGAGUGCAGUAGAAUGACACUAUGGAGAAUUGGCUAGCUGGAGGCUUGCCGUGUAGAUUCAUGUUGUAAAAGUGAAAUAAUACUUAGUUGAAGUAGAGCUCAAACAUCAAGUUAUGAUCUUCAGCUAAACUGCUUUCUUCACAUUUUUAACUACAAGAAAAUGUGUGGCCAUGAUAGCUGCUGCUCCAGGCUGUGUCACAGGGCCGUGGUGUUGAAGGGAGAAGAAGAAGUUAAAGCAAAAAGGAUAUUGGGUGACUGCUGUCAUAAUUAGACCUGCAGUGACACACUUACAUGCCCUAGAUGGACUGAACUGUGCCGAGCCGUGCUGUGCGACGCAACUCACGCAAAGAGAGGUCAAAUAGCAAAGGUCAGGGUCACAAUGUCAGAGUCUUAAGUUCUAGGCUACUUUAGGCAGUCGAGAGGCACUGGGGGGAAUGAAUAUGAAGGCGACAACAGACUGAAUCCAUUUAGACAUUAAAGACAACUCAAAAUAACGUUGACAUUUGCAAAGCACAACUUGGACGUCAACCAUAAGAUAUUUUAAUUUUGUUUUGAAGGUAGCAGAGAAAGCGGCAGCUCAUAUUAUGUACUCGGUGACUUUUAACCUAAUUUAAUAUGGGAACCUCUGUGCAUUGCGUACUGCUUCGCAAUGUCUUGCAGUGACCUAUGAACACUGUGGAAAGCACUCAAGCUCUACUACACGUAAUGUAAUUAAACCUUGAUAUACAGAGUGGCCCACACUCACAACGAGUGUGUAUUUGUGUGAGUGUGUGUUUUAAAUCCCAUCUGAGGGAUUUAUCCAGGAUGAGGAGUUUCACUGAUGUGCUUCUGCUGUCGUUGAGUCAUGAUUCUCUCUUUCUCUCUCUCUAUCUGUCUGAAACACACACACACACACACACACACACACACAAAGUGCAGGGAAGGUAACGUCCUUGUCAUAAAACAGGGACAGCGUUUGCCCUCACACACACAAACACCCUGAGGGGAAAGGAGCAGGCCUGGCGUGGUAUCUGAUUGUCACAGCAGUGUCACAUUGGCAGUGUGAACUUGUUGAUCAGCCUGCACGUGGACUGUCUGAACACAUGCACAUGCAAACAAAGCCAUAUGCACACAACCCUGUUAACUAAUAAACAUGAAGCGAUAUGUGUAUCUGUUGUGUGGUUAAAGUAGACUGAGUAGGUUUUAAUAUAGAAGAGGAAUGGAAAUACUGAGGUCUCUGAGUGGGUGCCCGUCAACUGUCAACAGAAUUUGAUGUUAUAUCAUGGGAAAAGGGGGACUAAUUGUUUUCUGUGUGUGGCAAUUAAUUAAAGAUGUGUUGAUGAUGUGUGUUUUAUGUUCACACAAUAGAAGAACUCGGUACAUGCUUUUUGUGCUUCCUUAACUAAGCCACAGAACAACAAAAUCGCACAUUGUUCUUUUGCUGUAUGGACGGCAAAAAGUGCCAAAAUUGGACAAAGCCAAAGCUAUGCAGUAGGACAUUGUGAGUGACUUGCGAACUCAAAUCACCUCUUGGCACUUAAUAUGCCUAUUUUCAGUUGUUUUUGAUCAUGAAAUGCAUUUACCAUAUUUGUAUUUCCAGAGAAACACCAAAUACAAAGUAAAAAAAGAGAGAGAAAAUAAAAAGGCAAACCGAAAAUGCAAAAUAUAGCUAUGGGUAAGAUUCUUUGUUGUUGUGUUUUCUGCUUGUAGGGUGUGCCAAGUGAAAAUCUCCUCUCCUAAACCCACACCACGACAGUUCCCUUGAGGGCUGCUACCUUUACUUCAGACCUCUAUGUCAUUAUUUAACGCCCCACCCCACAAGUGAAUCGUUUUUCCUUGAUUUAUACAUCCCAAAUUCAUACUCAGGACCACCUGCCUGCAUUUUCUGGCGUUUUGUCCCAUGAAAAAUGUAGUAUCAGUUCAUCUUGCUGUUCUCUUUACUUAAAAAUAAAACAUAAUGUAAAAGGUAACACAGUCCCAUGGUUUAAAUACAACCUUAAAUGUAGCACAUAAGGUAAUAUGAACAACUAUGUAUGUUUCUUAUUUUGUUUGGUUUGUCUUCUGGAAAUACAGCACUGAAAUAGUU